This is a messenger RNA of Arctia plantaginis, 1437 nucleotides long. Lineage: Eukaryota; Metazoa; Arthropoda; Insecta; Lepidoptera; Erebidae. The record is from the annotation of a GenBank genome assembly.
AUGAGUUUUGACCUGAUUGGUGUAAUAUGGCUCCACAAAUUAAAUAUACUAAGUUGUUCAUUGACAAUAAGUGGGGUGGAUUCUGUAAGUGGAAAAACAUUUCCCACUACCUGCCCUCAUGACGGAUCCGUUAUCGCGCACGUCUCCGAAGGAGAUAAGGCCGAUGUAGAUUUAGCUGUGGCUGCAGCUAAACGAGCCUUUCACCGAAAUUCAGAAUGGCGCCUACUGGAUGCAUCUGAGAGGGGCGCCCUUAUAAACAAAUUGGGAGAUCUAGUCCAAAGAGAUAUUCAAUAUCUUGCAGAACUAGAAUCUUAUAACAAUGGAGGCCUCCUGAGUACUAUGAGAGAUUUCUUGAGCGCUCAAUGCAAAAACGUACGGUAUUUAGCAAGCUUAGCCGAUAAAGUACAGGGUGACACCAUACCGGCAGAUGGUGAACUUCUAUCUUAUACGUUGAAACAGCCAGUCGGUGUUGCUGCAUUGAUUCUGCCUUGGAACGGUCCCAGUAUACUUUUUUUGAUAAAAGUUUGCAAUGCUUUAGCCGCUGGGUGCACUGUAGUGGUGAAACCAGCUGAACAAACGCCAUUGACUGCUUUAGCUUUAGCCGCUUUAGUGGCUGAGGCCGGUUUUCCCAAAGGUGUUGUAAAUGUCGUUAAUGGGUACGGCGAGACUGCUGGUGUAGCUCUCACACACCACCCAGAUGUGGCUAAAAUAUCUUUCACUGGAUCUGUAGAAGUCGGAAAGUUGAUUCAGCAAGCAGCUGGAGCAAAUAAUUUGAAACGUGUUUGUUUGGAGCUGGGCGGUAAAAGUCCGCUUAUUAUAAUGAACGAUGCCGAUUUGAACCUUCUCGGCUUUAUGUACAAUCUGGAAUUUAUGACAAGUUUUGUAGAGGCAGCCGUUAAGUAUGCUCAAAGUAUCAAAAUUGGUAACCCUGCUGAUCCUACUACACAGCACGGACCGCAGGUAGACGAAGUUAUGUUUAAAAAAGUAUUAGGGUACAUCGAGAAAGGGAAAAAAGAAGGUGCCAGAUGUCUGACGGGUGGCAAGCGAGUCGGUACUACUGGGUACUACAUAGAGCCUACGGUGUUUGUUGACGUAAAAGAUGACAUGACUAUCGCUAAGGAGGAGAUUUUUGGUCCCGUACAAAGUAUUUUUAAAUUUGAAACGUUUGAAGAAGUUCUUGAGCGUGCUAACAAUACUAGUUACGGAUUGGCAGCUGGAAUUUUUACAAAUGAUAUCAACACCGCUCUGCAGUUUACUAAACACGCUGAGGCUGGCAAUGUUUGGGUGAACACAUAUUUUGCCAUGACCCCCCAGACACCUUUCGGAGGAUUCAAAGAUUCAGGCAUUGGUCGUGAAGGUGGUUUGCACACUUUAGAUGAGUAUAUGGAAGUGAAGAGUGUAGCAAUAGCUUUACCUAAAAAAACUGUAAAUCUGUGA